Molecule: messenger RNA, 492 nt
Organism: Microthlaspi erraticum
Lineage: Eukaryota; Viridiplantae; Streptophyta; Magnoliopsida; Brassicales; Brassicaceae
Source: the annotation of a GenBank genome assembly
AUGGAGUCCAAUUCAUCUUCCUCCGCUGGCGAUGCCCAAUUGACAAGGUGGACGGGGUCACCUCUCUGCCGAUGUCUUGAAUCCCCGAUAGUACUGACUUCGUGGACGGACCAGAACCAUGGUCGCGAGUUCUACAAGUGUCAUAUAAUGAACUCGCGAUUCGAGCGUGGCUGUGAUUACUUUAGCUGGGUUGACAACGAGCCACCCCAUGGAUGGCAGAAACGAGCGCUGAUUAAAGCGAGGAACCGGAUCCGCGCGCUGAAGACGGAGAUGGAGUACUACAAAAGGUUGAAGGAUGAGGCUGUGGCGAGAAUUAGUGCGAACGUCACUGGGGCCACUGACUCCAAUCUUCUUCUACGUCAUGUUGAAGGGCCACCCGAGUGGUAUGGAUCGAUCCGAUCUUUCGUUGGAUCAAUUAACCUGCCUAAGUUGUCCUCUGUUUUAGUUGUCAUUGUGGCGACAGCUAGGAUAGUUUCCCUGUUCGCAUAUUAA